AUGUCGUCAAGCCAGGUGGAUGACUCGUUUCUUACAAAGUAUCGUAUGCGAACGUUCUUGGGCUUUGCAUUGAUAGGUCUUGCAAACACCAUCCUCGCACGCAUUACCCACGCAGCAAACUAUCUAAUCAUCCCAUACCCAAAGGCUAUCGUCCUGAUACUCGAGCUUCUUCCAUCUGGUUUAACCAAAAUAUUCCUACCGUUUAUUCUUGACUAUAUCCCCCAAAAUGCUCGCCCUGUCCUUCUGGCUGGGUCAUGGAUAUUGGUCAAGACUGUCGUCUCAGCUACGCCCCCCAAUGUGCUACCUUCCGUACGUGUCUUGAUGACAAUUUUGGCUGCCUGUUCUUCGGCCGCUACUGAACUCUGUGUUUUGGACUUGGUUCGGAGCUAUGGUCGGCUUGGACUCAUUGCCUGGGCUGUCGGCACCAGCCUUGGUCAACUGGCCAAUGCUAUGUGGCCAAUAUUGUUGACGUCGUCCAAGGGAAUGACACUAAGAGAAGGAACUGGAUACAUGUACAACAUGGUCUUCACGAUUCUUCUCGCUUACUUCGUCGUCUUGCCGAGAAGUUUUCUUGCAACUGGACGCCGAGAGGUUGACUUGGGCAAGCGAGAGACAACCAACUACUACGACACAGAACUGAUGGGAGAUAACUCGACGGCACCUGAAAAAGCUGCAAGGAAAUUAGUUCGGGACCGUACAUUGCUGUCUGCUGUUACGGUCCAGUACCUACCUACAGUGCUUAUUGCUUCAGCUGCGCAGGCAAUGGUCUUUCCCGGCAUGGCUCUCGCCCUUGAUGGCUCCUCAUUUUCUACGCUUCUCUCGUGGACCUCUGGGCUUGCUUUUGCGCUGUCUCUAGGCAAUCUCUUGGCAAGAUUGUUAACUAUUUCACUCAGACUUGGGAAUCAUAGGGUCGUUUUGAUUCUCCUAGCCUGGAUGGUAGCCCUGUUGCUAGCAGACUCCAUCUUCUUCCUCGGUUCUAGUUGGGUCGUGCUCUGCGUGGCCUUUGGCUCUGGCUUAUUAGGGGGCGCAGUAUAUGUUGAGGUCUUUGACGGCGUGCUGAAGGCGGUCUCUGACCAUCCCGACUGCCUAUUGAACCUUGGUAUCAUCAGUUCGGGUGAUACAGCUGGCAUUCUGCUAGGCGGGUUGAUUGGAUUGUUAUGGGAAGCAGCAAUUUGCAGUGUGACUGUAGACACUGGGAGGUUCUGCCACAGAGUUCAGUGGGGUUAA
This is a messenger RNA of Colletotrichum truncatum, 1227 nucleotides long. RefSeq lists its product as uncharacterized. Lineage: Eukaryota; Fungi; Ascomycota; Sordariomycetes; Glomerellales; Glomerellaceae. Gene Ontology annotation, cellular component: vacuole; membrane. Gene Ontology annotation, biological process: regulation of intracellular pH. The record is from RefSeq and is a predicted model, not a curated record.